Messenger RNA from Drosophila kikkawai, 3852 nucleotides. The record is from RefSeq and is a predicted model, not a curated record. NCBI's taxonomy places the organism in Eukaryota, Metazoa, Arthropoda, Insecta, Diptera, Drosophilidae.
CCACCUCUACCCAAAUUCAUUGAAGAUUCCAGUUGAAUGCUAGUCAGUGGUCCACAAAAAUAAUUGUUUUGCAGUGAAAAAUACUUGAUAAAUUACAAGUUGGGCGUACGCAGCGGGCGCACAAGAUUUCUGCAUUCGAUCGGUUACUCACCGCAGUGUCACUCAAACAGUUGCCUUUUCGUUAGUUUAACUUGUGUACACAUACACACAAAUGUAUACAUUUCUUUUUAAUGACUAACUGUUGUGUGAAUGUGCAUGGAGAGGAUUCUUAGUCCCAGCUGCAAAUCGGAGACCUGACUUGUCCGCACAUAACGCAUUCUGCGGGUUUCAUUGUUUUUAACCCGAAAAAUAUACACACAAGGCAGUAAUCAAUGUGCAAGAAGCUGAAGUGAGGGGCAGAUUAAAAGGAAGAAUCAAGUGCACACAAAGACGCAAAAACAGUUUGAUAACACAACAGGAAUUCGGCAGCACUUGCAGUUUCGCCAGAGCCCUCAUUUGAGCUAACGAAAAAGCAGAAGGAAAAAAAACGGGGUCGAAGUAGUAGUAGGCGUUCUCCGCUGCGCAGCGCCGACGUUGGACAUCUACACCUCGAAUCCUCGGAAUCGUUGCGAAAACAUAUAUAUAUAUUAUUUUUGCUAAGGCCGGAACAACCGUCGGAAAAAUCUCGCCGCGAUGGAUAAUCUAAUAACCAUUGUAAACAAGUUGCAAGAUGCGUUCACAUCGCUUGGCGUGCACAUGCAAUUGGACUUGCCACAAAUCGCCGUUGUUGGUGGACAGUCCGCAGGCAAAAGCUCGGUUUUGGAGAAUUUCGUUGGCAAGGACUUUUUACCACGUGGUUCUGGUAUUGUGACUCGUCGGCCUUUGAUAUUGCAACUAAUAAACGGAGUUACCGAAUAUGGCGAGUUCCUUCACUGCAAGGGCAAAAAGUUCUCCAGCUUCGAUGAGAUACGCAAGGAGAUCGAAGAUGAGACGGACCGUGUGACUGGCAGCAAUAAAGGCAUUUCGAACAUUCCAAUUAAUCUGCGCGUUUACUCGCCGCAUGUCCUCAAUCUCACGCUGAUCGAUUUACCCGGAUUAACCAAGGUGGCGAUCGGUGAUCAGCCCGUGGACAUCGAGCAUCAAAUCAAGCAGAUGAUCUUCCAGUUUAUACGGAAAGAGACAUGCUUAAUUCUGGCCGUGACGCCGGCCAACACAGAUCUGGCCAAUUCGGAUGCGUUGAAGCUGGCCAAGGAGGUUGAUCCGCAGGGCGUUCGCACCAUUGGCGUUAUAACCAAGCUAGAUCUCAUGGACGAGGGCACGGAUGCGAGGGAUAUUCUCGAGAACAAGCUGCUGCCGCUGCGACGCGGAUAUAUUGGCGUAGUGAAUCGGUCACAGAAGGAUAUCGAGGGACGCAAGGACAUACACAUGGCGCUGGCUGCCGAGCGCAAGUUCUUCCUAAGUCAUCCAUCGUACCGUCACAUGGCCGAUCGCCUGGGCACUCCCUACUUGCAGCGCGUCCUCAAUCAGCAGCUUACCAACCAUAUAAGGGACACGUUGCCGGGCCUGCGGGAUAAAUUGCAGAAGCAGAUGCUGACCUUGGAGAAGGAGGUCGAGGAGUUUAAGCAUUUCCAGCCUGGCGAUGCCAGCAUCAAAACCAAGGCCAUGCUCCAAAUGAUUCAGCAGUUGCAAUCGGACUUUGAGCGAACCAUCGAGGGCAGCGGCUCCGCCUUGGUCAACACCAAUGAGCUCUCUGGCGGCGCCAAAAUUAAUCGCAUUUUUCAUGAACGUCUACGCUUUGAGAUUGUAAAGAUGGCCUGCGACGAGAAGGAGCUGCGGCGCGAGAUCUCAUUUGCCAUUCGCAAUAUUCAUGGUAUUCGUGUCGGUCUCUUCACGCCCGAUAUGGCCUUUGAGGCGAUUGUCAAGCGGCAAAUAGCAUGUCUCAAGGAGCCGGUCAUUAAGUGUGUCGAUCUAGUUGUGCAGGAAUUGUCGGUGGUUGUCCGUAUGUGCACAGCCAAGAUGAGCCGAUACCCACGCUUGCGGGAGGAAACGGAGCGUAUUAUUACCACGCAUGUCCGCCAACGGGAGCACAGUUGCAAGGAGCAAAUCCUGCUGCUCAUCGACUUUGAGCUGGCCUACAUGAAUACCAAUCAUGAGGAUUUCAUUGGCUUUGCUAACGCCCAAAACAAAUCGGAGAAUGCUAAUAAAACCGGUACGCGUCAGCUUGGUAAUCAAGUCAUACGCAAGGGUCACAUGGUUAUACAAAAUCUUGGCAUUAUGAAAGGCGGAUCGCGGCCUUAUUGGUUUGUGUUAACAUCCGAGAGUAUCUCCUGGUAUAAGGACGAGGAUGAGAAAGAAAAGAAAUUUAUGCUGCCGUUGGAUGGUUUAAAGUUGCGCGAUAUUGAACAGGGCUUUAUGUCAAUGUCUAGACGUGUCACAUUUGCUUUAUUUAGUCCCGAUGGACGUAAUGUUUAUAAGGACUACAAACAACUGGAGUUGUCCUGCGAGACAGUCGAGGAUGUUGAGUCGUGGAAAGCAUCCUUCCUCCGAGCCGGUGUCUAUCCAGAAAAGCAGGAGACCCAAGAGAAUGGGGAUGAGGAAGGACAAGAGCAACAAUCGCAGAGCGAGGAGAGUUCCUCCGAUCCACAGCUGGAACGCCAGGUGGAGACCAUACGCAACUUGGUUGAUUCGUACAUGAAGAUCGUAACGAAGACCACCCGCGAUAUGGUGCCCAAGGCCAUUAUGAUGCUGAUCAUCAACAAUGCCAAGGACUUUAUCAACGGCGAGCUGCUGGCCCAUCUCUAUGCGUCCGGUGAUCAGUCACAAAUGAUGGAAGAGUCGGCUGAAUCGGCCACGCGACGAGAAGAAAUGCUGCGAAUGUACCGGGCCUGUAAGGAUGCCUUGCAGAUUAUUGGGGACGUAUCCAUGGCAACUGUAUCAUCGCCAUUGCCACCUCCGGUAAAGAAUGACUGGCUGCCCAGCGGCCUGGAUAAUCCACGGCUCUCCCCACCAAGUCCGGGCGGUCCUCGUAAGCCAGCUCCUACCGCACAGGGCUCUAUGGGUGGACGAAAUCCCCCAUUGCCGCCAGCUACUGGUCGUCCAGCUCCAGCGAUUCCAAAUAGACCAGGAGGCGGUGCACCGCCACUACCUGGUGGUCGACCAGCCGGCACGUUGCCACCACCAAUGCUACCAUCACGUCGUUAAGUUGUUGUUCAGCCAUCGCGAGAUAUGUACAUCCAUAGGCCGAGAUCGAUCCACCUUAUAAAAAUUAAUAUAUGUAUCUUGCUGACGAUUUAACCAACACACACACACCCACACAAUAUCGCCAAUAUUGAAAUUGAAAUAUGUAUUUCGACUUUGGUAUUAUUCCGGCAUAAACAGAUAACACGGCAACAACGAUGUGUGAAAUCGAUACAUUUAUCGUUAAUCGUUUAUGAACUAUUGUAGUUAAUAUUUAAUCUGGCGCGUUAAUAAUAUUGAAAAAGAAUUGUUUAUAGACAUAUACAUACAAGCAAACAAAGAAACCAGAAAAAAAGAUGAAAGAAAGAAAGAAACUAGUCGAGAAGCACAUGUUUCCUUUUAUUCCAAAAGAAGUUAGUUUUCUUUAAAGUUUAAACCCUACUCUUACUUUCCCGUGUAUAUAUACAUACAUAUGUAUAUGUAUGUGCUUAUGUAUGUCGAUCGAUGCAUGCAAUCCUUCUACAUCAAAUUAUCCUCCUAAGUCUCGCUUACAACGGCAAAUGCUCAAAAGUUACAUACAUAUAUACAUACAUUUGUAUGGGCAGAUGUCGAGUGACGGAUAUUAACUAAUGAUCUUAAUUAUAAAAGUAAAUAACUAUAAUAUACGGCUUUCGUUAUUACAUAUACAUAAUAUUA